This is a messenger RNA of Klebsormidium nitens, 4362 nucleotides long. The record is from the annotation of a GenBank genome assembly. Lineage: Eukaryota; Viridiplantae; Streptophyta; Klebsormidiophyceae; Klebsormidiales; Klebsormidiaceae.
AUGGUGCCUCACGAGGAGCAGGCAGAUGGGCCUGGCGAAAGAGCUGAGGCAAUCGAGGAAGGUGGCAAAGAGUGGCCUCUUCUAUCGCCAGUCUUCGCCCUUGGCGCCGAUGUCAGCAUCCGCACCCCCGUCCACUAUUUGGACGGUCACCGCGUCCUGUAUGCGGUCGGCUGCCAGGUGGCACUCCUUGACCACGAGCAGCAUUCAAUGCACUUUUUGCCGGACCUGAGGGGCGCCAAGAUCACGUGCUUGGCGCUGGCGUACAAUCGCAAGUACGUGGCAGUGGUGGAGAAGGGGGCCGCCGAUGAGGGAGCUCAGAUCUCUAUCUACGGUAACCAGGGCAAGUGGAAGCGGGUCAGGACCAUAACCCUGACUGCGGAGGUGUGCCCUUCCAAGGACGUAACCUGCCUGUCGUUCAGUUCGGACAACAAGUACCUGGUUACCGUUGGGGGCGACCCGGAUUGGACUCUGCUGUAUUGGCGAUGGGCGUCUGGGAAGGUCGUGGGUUCGUACAAGAUUGGGAAUGCCAAAGAUGACCCGACGGUGAAACGGCUGUACUGCAAUCCUUGGGAGCAUAGCACCGUCGCGGCCAGUGGCCCAAAAGAGCUUCGGAUUUUCAAGCUCCCAAAGGAAGAGUCGGCGGUCAAAGUCACGCAGCCGACGUUCGUGGUAAAGGGCGAAGCGCCACGCUUCAAAGGGGAGAUUACGGACCACGUUUGGCUGGAGCCAGAGAGCCUGGCCUUCAGCACUGACGUCGGCUCCGUCGUCAUCGUGAGCCGCGACGCCGUGGCGGCGACGUUCGAAACCCCAAACCCCUGCACCAUCACCGCGCUCGCGCGCGUCGGCAAGGGUUUCCUGGCCGCGGACCGGCGCGGCCGCUGCAACCUGUUCGAGCUGGUGGUGUCGGACAGUGGGAAGCCGUCCUACGUCGCUUCGAGCUCCUACCACGCUCUCAAGGAUGGCCAGAGCAUCCGCAGCCUGCGGAUGAGCCCCCUGGAGGAGCAGGCGGCAUGCGCGCUCGAUUCCGGGAACCUCGCGAUGCUGACCGUCGCGGGGCCGUCGGUGGCGGACUGGGCCUUCUCGUUGCUUUACCGGGGCUUCCACCAGGGGCCCUCAUACGGUGUCGACGUGGCGCUCCAGCGGCCGUUGAUCGCCACCUUUGGCAUGGAUCAGACCGUUCGCAUUUGGAACUUCGUGGACCGGCAGUGCGUGCUGGCGAAGCAACUAGAGGAGGACGUUUUCUGCCUUGCGCUCCACCCGUCCGGACUGUCCGUAGUGUUGGGGUUCCGUGACAAGCUGCGCCUUUUUCACGUACUUGCGGACGAUCUGCUGCUCGUCCGGGAGUUUCACAUGCCGGGUUGUAAACAGGUCUCCUUCAGUCACAGCGGUCACCUCUUUGUUGCUUCCAACGCCACCACCAGCCAGGUGUUCAACGCGUAUACGUCGACAACCGUGGGCACCCUACGUGGCCACACGGCAGCCGUCCGAUCCGCCUCCUGGGCGGCCAACGAUCAACGGCUCGUGACCGUCGGAUUGGACGGAGCAGCGUAUGAGUGGAAGAUGGACAGCUACGCGCGCGACCAGAGCACGGAAAACGUCGUCAAAAGCGUACAGUACUCUUGCGUCGCAUACGGCCGGCCCGGCGGCCCCCCCUUCUACGUCACCGCCGGACGCGACAAGAUCUGCCGGCUGCGGCACAUGAUCAACGGCGCCUGCGAGCACGAGAUCAAGAUCGACGGCUGUCAGAUCACGGCGCUCGCGCUGGUGGAUCACAACAAAACGCUGCUCGCCGCGACGGACGAAGGCGCGGUCCGGGUUUACCCAUGGUUUGGGAACAAGCACCCCGGGGAGUGGUCGGGGGAGAAGCCCGGGCGGUUCGAGGAGCUGCGGCUGCACCAGGGUGCCAUUACAUCCAUGUGCGUCUCCCCCGACCAGUCCUUCCUCUUCACCACCGGGGAGGACGGCUCCGUCUUCACGUGCGACAUCCGGACGGAAGCGGAACGCUCCGCUCCGCCGCGGAGUUCCGGCGAGCGGUGGGCGUUCGGACCGGACGCGUGCCUGGUGAACCGGGAGGACUGGCGAGAAGUCGUCGGAUCGGUGGACGAUCUGAAGGGGCAGAUCGAGUCAUUGCAACGGCGGAUGGAGUACCAGAGCAUGGUGCAGGAGAACAAGCGGAAGGAGCAGGUGGCAGCCGCCGAAGCCGAGACGGAAGCGGUGAAACGAUCCGCCGAGAAAUCCAUUGACGAUGUGAAGGAGGCAACGGAACGGCUAAAGGAGGACCACGCGCGGCAGCUGCGCCUGCUCAAGGACGCGCAGCUCAAAACCUCGGCGCACGUGGAGGCCGAGCACGCGGCCGCGCUCGAGAAGGCCGCCGAACGGCUCGCGCGAGCCCAGGGCGAGCUGGAGGAGGAGCGCGCGGCGGCCGUGCGCGCGAUUGAGGGCGGCCGCGCGCGCGCCGCGCAGGAUAUCGCGGCUCUGAAGGAGGACCUCGACGCGGAGAAGGCGCGCGCGCGCGCGCAGGUUGAGGACGCGCGGCGGCUCGCGGAGGAGGCGCGGCGCGAGGCGGAGGAGCGGAGGAAACAGCUGGACGAAGAAUUCGAGAUAGUGGCUAACCGGAACGAUCUCCGGCGGGAUGAGCAGCGGAUCGAGGCGGAACGGAAGGAGUCCGAGCUGCGCGCGCGCACGAGCAUUGUGCGCCGCGACCUCGACGGCGCGCUGCUCGCGAAGAGGAUCGCGCAGGACGAGCUGGCCAAGCGGGAGGAGGAUCUCGCGAGCGCGCGCGCGCAGCUGCAGGACGCGGCCGCGAAGCACCAGUCGCUGCUCGCGGUGCUGGCGGAGCGGGAACAGUCGCUGCACACCAUGGAGCAAACCCUGCACCGCAUUCGCAGCGCCAACAAAGACUUGGAGGUCCACAAGUAUUUAGCCGACCACAAGUUGCGCGACGCCCACUUAUCCGUCGCGCCUCGAGAAGCCGAGCUUGCCCGGUUGAAGGAGGAACUAGAGGCGCGAGACGAGGAACUGCAGAAGAGCGUUUUGGAGCAAGACAAUCAGAGAGUGGCCAUACGAGAUCAGGUGGAACGGCUCGCGGGGCUUAAGAAGGAGGCGGCCGCGCUGCACGCGACGGUGAAAGCACGGGAAUCGGUUAUCGCCCACUUCGAGCACGAUUUGUCGAUGGCCAUGACGGAAGCGGACCCCGAGGCGAAGGAGCGGCGAUUGCGUGCGCUGUACGAAAAGCACUGCGGACAUAAGAAGGAUGGGGACGAUGACGUCAGCCCCGAGGCUAUCGCCGAGAUGCGCCGGCAGCGGACGUAUUUGGAGCACACUUCCAAGUACCAGCAGAAGGGCGCGGAGAGCGCGGAGAAGAGGUAUGCGCGCGCGAUGCGGAAGGCGCGCGACGAGAACCAGCUGCUGCUGUCGGAGAACAUGGACCUGCGCCAGGACAAGAAGGCGCUCGCGCACCAGCUGCAAACGUUGGAAGAGAAGAUCAAACUCCACCCUCAGCUCUUCAACCCCCACGAAAGUCCCCGGUCGCACACGGAACCCUCAUCUAAACCCUCCCUAACCCCCCGGGUGGGCUCCGCACGAGUGCCCCGCUUCACACCCGCAGCGUUAGCAGCAGCAAUUGCGGUUAGGGAAGGGUUAGGAUCAGCCUCCUCAACCUCGCGCAGCGGGCGCGUGGUUAAGGGCAGCGUUAGCCGUUCGCUUGUAUAUAACAACGCUGUGGACGAGCUCGAAGACGAUAACUAUACGGGGUUAAGCGCCCGGUCAAGCGGCGGGUCAAGCAGACCCGCGACGAGCCGGGAGGGCGUGAUCGAAGCGCAGCGGAAGGAGAUUGCGCGACUGAGGGAAAAGCUGAAAAGUGCACAUCGGGGGAGCUUAACCGAGAGCGAAAUUGUAGAGGACGAGGAAAAUGGAGGGGCACCGUCGAGCUUAGAACUAGAGGGGGCGGAGGCUAGUGCCAAAGAAGGGUCGGUUAUUAGAACUGGGGCACAGACGGCGAGAGAGUGGACGCCGGCAGAAGGCGAUGGGAGAAGGAAAAGUUUCAGGGCUGUUGGACUGCAACCAGAGUUACUGAUCCCGCUUCUUGACAUAAAAGUUGUUGCUUCCGGGGGGGUAAACUCUGGUGUUCAAACGGCGCGGCCCUCGACAAGUCGGUUGCCAAGCAGAAAACCGGGGGAUAGCGUCUUGGAUGGAAACACGGAAGGGGGGGUAAGGGUUUCGAGGAAAUUGGCGAUCGGAGGGGGCUUCUUGACUAGUCGACGGCCGUCAAAUAGCACGCAAGCGCAGCACGGGGAUGGGUUGGUGGGAAAAGCCGCGACAGAGCGGCGGAAAAGCAUGCCUGACAUCAAAAGAUUCUUAUAA